Molecule: messenger RNA, 2349 nt
Organism: Ceratotherium simum simum (southern white rhinoceros)
Lineage: Eukaryota; Metazoa; Chordata; Mammalia; Perissodactyla; Rhinocerotidae
Gene: KY
Product: kyphoscoliosis peptidase
Biological process (GO): neuromuscular junction development; muscle organ development
Cellular component (GO): cytoplasm
Source: RefSeq, a predicted model, not a curated record
CGCCGUCUCCCGCGCCGGGCAGCGGCGCGCACAGGGCCAUUUGCAGCGCAGGCAGCCUCACGAGCGGCCGCGGCGCGCCGGCCUGGAGCGAGGCGGCACUAUGGAGCUGAAGAAGGACAGCAACGCCGUGUCCAUCGACAUGCUGCUGAUCGUGCACUCGGAGAAGCGGCGCGCCGCGCAGGGCGCGCACUCGGACCGGCAGGCGGACCCGGGCGCGCUGCUCCAGCGCAGAGGAGGGCUCCAAGGCAUUGGAAACGGAAUCCGGAGAUGGCAGAAAUUGGAAGAAAUCGACCUGCACGGCAACCUGGCAGAGAAGCAGCAUCCUCAACAGACCCAGAUCAUCACUUCCUAUGACAACCAAGGGACACAGCUGACUGUGGAGGUCCACCCUCGAGACGCCAUGCCCCAGCUGCUCAAGAAGUUCUCCUUGGCUAAACGUUUACAAGGUGAUAAAAAUGGAAACACAAGACCCCGGCAGCCUGGAGGGAAAGAUGCCCAUGCCUACCCCUGGGAUCGGUCCAGCCUGAAAUCCAUGCCUCUGGACCUGCGGCAGUUUGAGAAACUGGACACCUAUGCCUCACAGGUGACGGUCAAGAGUGGCCUGGACGAGCUGGUGAGCGACCUGCUCCAGGAGGCCCACAGUGACCUGGAGAGGGUCCGCGCCAUCUGGAUCUGGAUCUGCCACCACAUAGAGUAUGACAUCGAGGCUGCCCAGGAGAAGGAUCGCCAGGCCUUCAAACCCACUGACAUCCUGCGGACCCAGAAGACCAACUGUGACGGCUACGCCGGGCUCUUUGAGAAAAUGUGCAGGAUCGCUGGAGUGCAGUGCAUGACCGUGCCCGGCUACUCCAAGGGCUUUGGCUACCAGACGGGGCAGAGCUUCUCCGGGGAGUUUGACCAUGCCUGGAAUGCCGUGUACCUGGACGGGAGAUGGCACCUGGUGGACAGCACCUGGGGCAGUGGCCUGGUGGAUUCCGCCACCUCCAAAUUCACCUUCCUCUACAAUGAAUUCUACUUCCUUACCCAUCCUGCACUGUUCAUCGAGGACCACUUUCCAGACAACAAGAACUGGCAACUGCUAAAACCUCCUCAAUCCCUGAGGCAGUUUGAGAGCAACAUGUAUCACAAGAGUGAAUUCUACAACAAGGGGAUGCUGAGUGCCCAGCCAGAGACUUCCACGAUCAAAACAGUGAACGGGAAGGCCAUGGUGACCAUUGAGAGCUGUGCCCCAACGCUGUUCAUGUUCAUGCUCAAUGGCAAGCAGGAGCAUGGGCUGCUGAGCCUCCGGAAGAAUGGGAUGAAGCUGGAGGUGUACCCUCCCACUGUGGGCACCCACAAGCUGCAGAUCUUUGCCAAAGGCAACUCUGACGUCUACAGCUCGGUGCUAGAGUACACCCUCACGUGUAACCAUGUGGACGUUGAUGUCCAGCUGCCCACUGAGCUGCACCAGCCUGUGGGCCCCAGCUGGUUCUCGGAGCAGAUGGGCAUCAUGAAGCCCUCCCACCCGCACCCCAUCAUCCACACCAGUGACGGGCGCUGCUCCGUCAGCUUCGAUGUGGAGGAGGGCGUCAGCGUCCUGGCUUCCCUGCAUGGGGACGAUGGCCUCAUCACUGAGGAGACGCAGCGGCGCUACAUCUUCCAGCUGCAGCGGGAGAAGCGGACAGAGCUGAAGGUCCAGCUGCCCCACGCCGGCAAGUUUGCCCUCAAGAUCUUCGUCAAGAAGAGGCAGGAACCCGGCAACUACCUCUUCGUCUUCAAUUACCUUCUGUGCUGCACCAACACCAAGGUGAACUGGCCCGUGUUCCCCGAGAGCUUUGGCAACUGGGGGCAGGACAAUGAGCUGCUGGAGCCUCUGACAGGCGUCCUUCCCGCCAACCGGAAUGUCCCAUUCAAACUGAAGCUGCACGGCAUCGCCAAAGCCCUGGUGAAGGGGCAGGACACGUGGCCUCUGACCCUGAACAGCGAGGGCUACUGGGAGGGCAGCUGCAGCACAGCCGGCUGCCAGGAGGUCUACGUUAUGGUGCUGGAGAACGCCAACCACAACUUCUACUCCUACAUCCUCAAGUACAAGGUCAACGCCCAGUGAGGGCCCGGGGCCCCCUCACACCUCCCAGAGGGCCACAGCCAGGCCUGCCCGGGAGGGCCCAAGGGAAGUGCAGAGAUCCCUGGACACCACUGAGUCUGCAUGAAAUCACUUCUAGGCCUCUGCCUCACUUUCCCCACUCUGCCGCAGGAGCUGUGAUGUUUGUGUUCUGAUGGCUUCUCUGAUUGUGGCGAUGGCCGUGGGGACAGAGGCAAAGGUCCUUUAGAAGAAACAGGUGCUAUGUAAAUCCAAGGUAUUGUAAACUG